GAGAGAGUAGAUCAGAAAGACAGUCCUGAACGUGUGUUAACAUUGGAAGUACAAGGAUUGGUGUAUUUCGCGCUCUAUGUUGUGGACUGGUUAAGUGAUCGUGCUGUGCUUAGCCCUCCAGGCCCUCUGACUUUAAUUUCUCUGAGGAAAGACGAGGCAAGCAGGAUUAUGGCCCUGUACUAUAAUGUCCCGUCCACAAACUAUAUUUCGGUAAAACAUAAUGAUUCGGAUGAUAGCGCAAACGACGAGUCAGACGAUUCGGGUUUGAAUGAGGAAGGCCAGAAUGCGAGGAAUAAGAAGUUGAUCAACAAAGGUAGAUGGAGCAAGGACGAAGACAAUAAGCUGAAACAGCUCGUCGACGACUACAGCGAGCGUUGGGAUUACAUCGCGGAAAAGUUUCCGGACCGUUCGGAUGUACAGUGCCAGCAGCGAUGGGCCAAAGUUGUCAAUCCGGAACUGGUCAAAGGACCUUGGACCAAAGAAGAGGAUGAGAAAGUAAUAGAGCUGGUGAAGAAAUACGGCCCGAAGAAAUGGACGUUAAUCGCUAGACACCUGAAGGGGCGAAUAGGAAAACAGUGUCGGGAGAGGUGGCAUAACCAUCUGAAUCCGAAUAUUAAGAAGUCUGCUUGGACAGAGCAAGAAGAUGACGUUAUAUACAGAGCACACAAAGAAUGGGGUAACCAGUGGGCGAAGAUAGCGAAACUGUUGCCGGGUAGGACAGACAAUGCCAUUAAGAAUCAUUGGAAUUCAACGAUGCGUCGAAAAUACGAGUCCGAGCAGCGCGAUGGGGAAGGUAAACGAGGACGAGGCAGGAAGAGUGCCGCUGCGCGGCAAAGUUACCAUCAGUCCACCAGGCAUAUGGAGGUGCCAAUGGAAAACCAGUGUCUGAAGGAGACGUUGCCCGCCUACUCAGAAGAUUUUGCAGAGUUCUAUGACCAGGCCAGCAGCCAAUCUUCGAAUAUGACCGCGGCCACGCCAAGCCCUUCGCCGUUGACGCCCACCCAAAUGUUCGCCUACGACAAGCUAUCUCCGCAGGAGUCUAACGGUAACGAAAUAUCACCAUUCCGUUAUGACAAUCUGGAGAUGAACCAGAUUGAUAGUAUCCCCGAUUUCUAUGCAUCACCAGGAGUCAGCCCUCUGAAGGGUGCCGACAUAAAUCGGCAUUUUAUCAAAACCAGAAUCGUACCUGCCGAAUUUACUAAACAAAAUGCUCUAGUACCUGUCUCGACUGCAGUGCAAAUGCAACGAGCACCAACACCGUCAAUUUUGCGCCGCUCGAGAUCCCGCAAACGCUUGGACAGCGAUAGCGGUAUAAAUGAGUCCACCUUCUCCAACAUCCUGGACACGCCGAUUGUCGAUGAACAGUUGUCCUCACUCGAUACACCCAUGAGGGCAAGUGGAUCAACUCCCAAUAAAGAACUGCCCUUCAGUCCAUCGCAGUUCCUCAACAGUCCCAACAUCUCCUUCGACGUUACGUUGGCAUCUACACCAGUCAAGAACAAAUCUCUUCAAGCCUCAACGCCUAUUAAGAACAGAAUUCGACCGAAUAACGAUUACAGUCCCCUUACGACGCCCAACGGAAUACCUCUUAUCAGAUCCUCAACAUCUGAGGCGACAACUCCCAGCAAGAACCGUCUGCUUAUUAGCGAUACCCCUCGUACACCUACGCCUUUCAAAAAGGCAUUUGCUGAGCUUGUCAAGAAAUCGGGUCCGAUACGAGAACUCCCUGAUACACCUACCAGGCUUGAUGAUAUCACAGAUAUUAUGCGUAAAGAUCAAGACAAUUUUGAAACAGAUCCUUUGCUAAUGCCGAACGAUAGUGGUUAUAUGACGGGAAAACGGAAGCCACAGAUUGCUGCGGACAAAGAGAAUAUUUUACCUUAUAAAAAAGUGAGAAAAGCUUUAGCUUGGACGAGUACUUCGCCGAUGCUCUCAGCAGUCGAGACGCCGAGUAAGUCGCUGGGCGAAGAUUCUGCACUAUUCUCGACGCCGAAUUCAAUAACCAAAGAUUUAUUGGGAGUGGGCUUAAUGGACUCCGCCCAAUCUUCAUCCAAGUUCGUGCCCACAACCAGCGCAACCAUCACCAAUUCCCGAGCCACCAAUGGUCGACGCAGUGCUGCCGUCAAACGCAUUACAUUCACGGAGACAAAUUCUAGACCUAAACCUAAGUUGGGUGUAAGGUGGAUGAUGGUAGCAUGUGGUCAGACCAAAGACCAACUGGAGCUAACGGAGAAAGCCAAACAGUUCUUAAACAGUAGAACAUCGGGCGGCCUGAAGCCGCGCUCUCUGAAUUUCUGAAUUUUCCAUCCAUCCGUCCGUCUCUACUUUUCCCACACCUUUUAAUUGUGUAUAUAAUAUUUAUGUAUGAAUAUAGUCGAACGUAUAUAUGAACGUUUCUCUUUUUAAGAGAACAAACUAAGCCUAAAUCGACAGAACAGGUGAAAGUAAAAAAGAAAUAUCACAUUUUUUUAUAUUUUUUAGUAAAAAGUUUGAUAUUAUGCAAACUCAUUUUUACUCUGUGUGUAUCGAUAACAAUAUGAUUGUAUUUAUUUUAUAUGUAAAAAGGACUUUUAUGUUUUGUGAGUACCCCUCCUCCCAAAGGUUACACAAUAAUAUUGUGUACUAAUGUACAAAUGAGAAAAAAAAAAGUUAAACUCCAAUGGGAUGCAUUCUCCCAAUAUGUACAAAACAAAUAAAUAUAUAUAUUUAUAUGGAUCCCCGUCUAGUUUUAUAACUGAAAACAACUUAAUCUAUAUUUAUUAAAUAUGUAAGAAAAAAUGCGAUACACUCUGUAUCUUGUUCAAUAUUUCUCAUAUAGUUCACAUUAAUUCAUUUAGCCUUAAUAUUAUUACCAACUUUAUAGAUUAUAUUUAUUCAUAGUCUAAUAAUUUAUGUUCUUUUCUAUACUAGUCCCGAGAAUAUUCGAGGUAAAGAUGACUGACAAACGAUUUGUUGGUUUCACAUCAAUAUAUUAUUUAAUAAUGUUACAAAACAUGAGUUGUAACCAUUUUUUGUUUAUUUUUUU
This is a messenger RNA of Nicrophorus vespilloides, 3025 nucleotides long. RefSeq names its product myb-related protein B (gene Myb). Bases 169 to 2298 code for a protein of 709 amino acids. Gene Ontology annotation, biological process: regulation of DNA-templated transcription. The transcript is spliced from 8 exons. The record is from RefSeq and is a predicted model, not a curated record. Gene Ontology annotation, cellular component: nucleus. Lineage: Eukaryota; Metazoa; Arthropoda; Insecta; Coleoptera; Silphidae. Gene Ontology annotation, molecular function: DNA-binding transcription factor activity, RNA polymerase II-specific; RNA polymerase II cis-regulatory region sequence-specific DNA binding.